This is a messenger RNA of Syngnathoides biaculeatus (alligator pipefish), 3277 nucleotides long. RefSeq names its product follicle stimulating hormone receptor (gene fshr). The record is from RefSeq and is a predicted model, not a curated record. Gene Ontology annotation, biological process: G protein-coupled receptor signaling pathway. Gene Ontology annotation, molecular function: protein binding; thyroid-stimulating hormone receptor activity. The transcript has 14 exons. Gene Ontology annotation, cellular component: membrane. The coding region runs from base 177 to 2234 and encodes 685 amino acids. Lineage: Eukaryota; Metazoa; Chordata; Actinopteri; Syngnathiformes; Syngnathidae.
UUCCUCCAAUUUUUUUUUUUUUUUUUUUAAUGUUGUGGGGGGGGGGGUGUCGAGAGAAAGAACCCGCCCACAAACAAAAGCUUGUGAUUCUCAUUCCGCUUCAUUCUCGACUCGGAGUGUUUGUGCAAGAUGUCCACGCUGCGUUAGAGUGAAGGAAAAAAAAAAAAAUUGGGAGUAUGAUGACCUUCAUGAAGAUGAUGAUGAUGACGGCGGUCAUCGCAGCGGCGGCCCAGACGACGUCUUCGUCCCAACCGGUCGCGGGCUCGUGCCAUUACGUCUGCGCGUCGGACACCGACAUUCCCAGAAACAUUUCGGCCGAGACGCGAUGUCUGGAGGCGCGACGCACCCAAAUUCGAGCGGUCCGUCGCGGUGCGUUCACUGGCCUUCAGAAACUCAGGAAAGUGAAGCUGGUGGACAACAACGUCCUGAAGACUUUGGCCGCCUUGGCCUUCUCUCGCCUCCCUCGGCUGGCCUACGUCUUCAUCUCCGCAAACAGUGCAUUGGAGUCAAUUGAAGCGUUCGCUUUCUCGGAUCUUCCCGAACUCAGCGAGUUGACCAUCACCAAUUCCAAACACCUGACGUUCAUCCACAGAGAUGCCUUCAAGGACCUCGUCAAGCUCCGGCACCUGGUCAUAUCCCAAACGGGAAUCCCGGCAUUCCCUGAUUUCUCCAAGAUCCACUCGGCCGCCGACUACUUACUGCUCGACCUGCACGACAACAGCCGCAUACAGGAAGUGCCCGCCAACGCCUUCAACGGCGUCUGCACGCAAACCAUCAGAGACAUAUGGCUGACCAGGAACGGCAUCACGACGGUGGCGAGCGGCGCCUUCAACAACACAAAGAUGCACGGAUUGUCCCUGAAGGGCAACCGGCGACUUAGUCACAUCCACCCCGACGCCUUCGCGGGUUCCAGUGACCUGGUCUUACUCGACGUCUCGCAGACGGCGCUGAGCUCGCUGCCGGACGCCAUCUUGGGCGGCCUCCACAGUUUGAUCGCCGAGUCUGCGCUGGGCCUGAAGGCGCUUCCCCCUCGGCGGGCCUUCGCCAGGUUACGCGAGGCCCGCGUCACGUACCCGUCGCACUGCUGCCUCUUCCGACCCGUGAAAACGGACAGCGUUAACUUUAGCGCCAAGCACUGGAUGUGCUCGCUGCCGGGGGCCCGCGAGGAGCCGGGCUUCUUCCAGGGCAACUGCUUGGGGGACCACAACGUCACGUGCAGCCCGGCGUGGGACGACUUCAACCCCUGCGAGGACAUCAUGAAAGCCGCCCCGCUGCGGGCUCUCAUCUGGGCGGUGUCCGUUCUGGCUCUGCUCGGCAACGUGCUCGUGCUGCUCGUCUUGUUAGGCAGCGCGUCCAAGCUGACGGUGCCGCGCUUCCUCAUGUGCCACCUGGCCUUCGCCGACCUGUGCAUGGGCGUGUACCUCCUGGUCAUCGCCGCCAUGGACGCGCUCACCCGGGGGCGCUACCACAACCACGCCAUCGACUGGCAGACGGGCCUGGGAUGCGUGGCCGCCGGCUUCUUCACGGUGUUCGCCAGCGAGCUGUCCGUGUUCACACUGACGGCCAUCACGCUGGAGCGCUGGCACACCAUCACGCACGCGCUGCGCCUGGACCGCAAGUUCCGGCUGAGGCACGCCUGCGCCGUGAUGACGGCCGGCUGGAUCUUCUCCUGCCUCGCCGCCGCGUUGCCCGCGCUGGGCGUCAGCAGCUACGGCAAGGUGAGCAUCUGCCUCCCGAUGGACGUGGACUCGACGUGGUCCCAAGCGUACGUGGUGUCGCUGCUCCUGCUCAACAUCGUCGCCUUCGCGUGCGUGUGCGCUUGCUACCUCAGCAUCUACCUGGCGGUGCGCCACCCGUCGGGCGCGCCGGCCCGCGCCGACGCCCGCCUGGCGCAGCGCAUGGCCGUGCUGGUGUUCACCGACUUCCUGUGCAAGGCGCCCAUCUCCUUCUUCGCCGUGUCGGCGGCGCUCAAGCGACCGCUCAUCACCGUGUCGGACGCCAAACUGCUGCUGGUGCUCUUCUACCCCAUCAACUCGUGCGCCAACCCCUUCCUCUACGCCUUCUUCACGCGCGCCUUCCGCCGCGACUUCGUCCUGCUGGCGGCCCGCUUCGGCCUGUGCAAGACGCGCGCCCACGGCUACCGCGCCGACAGUUCGUCGUGCCAGCAGUGGGCGACGCCCAAGAGCGCCCCCGCGGGCGUGUGCUUGAUGGCGGUCGGCAGAGGCGACAGAUGACGUCGCGACGUCAGCUACGCCUCCGCUAGCUAGCGCCUGACGGACGUUUACGUGUUCGUUGGCACAAAAUGGCUGACUCUCCUUUCAGUUUGGCGAGUGAAACGCUAGUUCGCCACUAGGUGGCGCGACUAUCCGCUAAUUCCGCUUUUUCUGCCGCAAGGUAAGAAAAGAGAGGGGGAAAAAUAUUCAAAACAUGGCCAGGUUCAGUCAAAUGUCAAAGAUGGACCACCCACCUACCCCCGAGACAAAUUUGGGGGUUAUUUCACCUUUAACAUUAAUUAGUUCUAUGUUUGAAUAACACUAAGGCUUUCCCUUUAUAUUUUACAUAUAUAAUACCGUUAAUUGUCCUUUGGUCCUUUGAAAUGUGCCACGUAAACACAAGUUACUAUUAAUAGUAGUCGUGGCGUUUAUAUGUUGUUACCUCAUCACAACCUGUUUUCUGUUUUUUUUAUAAACAUACUUUUUUUACCCACAUAUCUGCCCGAGCAUUUUCGCGUGCGUGCGCGCCGGUUUGUGAGCUGUCGUUAUCUUGAACCCAAGCUAACCUUGGCGGCGUCCGAGCCAAUUAAGGGCCAUGCGACCCCAACUAUCUGAGCUGCUUUUAUUUUUUUUUUCAUUGCAGGAUGUUCUCACACACACACACACACAUUGAAAGGUAACAACUGUCAGCAUCACACAUGAUGCCGGAAAGUCUCGCAAGGCCAUUUACACCAUGCAACGCGGUCACGCAAUUUAUUAAUUCCGGCAAUCGGCCACGAGAUGGCGGCAUUGGUCUUCUGGCCUGCCAUUUUUGUUGAUUUUAGUCGUUUUGUCUUUGUUUGGGUUUUAAAUGCAAUUUAGUUUGCUUGUAUGAUCAUUUGGAAACUUUCCAAACUUUUAUAUAUAUAAAAUAUUUUGCUGUUACCUUUUGUGUAAAACGGAAAAAAUAUGGGUGGUGAUGUUACCUUUAUAGUUCCACCAGCAACAUAUCAACUGAUGUGCACUACAUUUCGUGUUUCUUUGCAUUAAUAAAAGAGACUUUUUAAAACAAUAUUCAGUGUCAU